AUGGCAAUUGUUGAGACCCUGGAAUUGGCGCUUGUGGAAAAGUGGCGUGCGGUCACGGUUUUCUCAGAUUCGAGAUCGGUCCUUUUAGCCGUGCAAGCCAGGUUUGUCCCGGGCAAGAGCUCGUAUCUCGUGCUACGUAUUAAGUCUCUGAUUCUGAAGCUGACCGAGCGGGGAGUGAAAGUCAAGCUGGUGUGGGUUCCUGGUCAUUGUGGAGUGACUGGCAAUGAACGUGCUGAUGCCUUCGCUAGGAAUGCUGUUGGAUGUGGCAGGGACUCCCAGAUCAUACUUUUAGAACCGUUGCAGAUUUUGAGGAAUAGUCCUAUCACAAGUGAUCAUCUCUCAACUGUUGUGCAACUGUUGUGUCUGCUGAACGCGGCCAAUGAUAAAACAUCUCAAGAUACAUU
Molecule: messenger RNA, 404 nt
Organism: Pseudomyrmex gracilis
Lineage: Eukaryota; Metazoa; Arthropoda; Insecta; Hymenoptera; Formicidae
Exons: 2
Molecular function (GO): nucleic acid binding; RNA-DNA hybrid ribonuclease activity
Source: RefSeq, a predicted model, not a curated record